UUGUUGUGCUGUACUCGCCUCAACGCAGCAGUAUACGUUACGUUAAGUAUCGUUUUGGCUGGGACAAAGGAUUUAAACGCCACUUUUGCUGUGGGCAGCUCUCCAUCCCCAAACAUGGUUCAGAAUUACAAGCAGAUGUCCGGAGACUGUUCCCCAACCAACACCGAGGAACUACUCACACCAGCACACGAGGAAAAUGUGCGAUUCAUUCAUUACACUUGGCAGCGAGUAAUGAGAGAAAUGCAGACUUGCCAGGGAAGUGAAAACAAUAACCAGGGGCCUCAGAAGUAUGUGGAAAGGAUGCCAAACCCUGCACUAAGCUCUUUUACACCAGUCGACUUGAAUGAUGUGAAAAGGAAAAACACACAAGAGUCCAAGAAGUCUUUAUGAAAUUUGUAUGUUAACUUCUUGCCUGAUGCACUGAUUAUUAUUACUCAGACCAUUUAUCUGCUGAUCCCUGAUGCAUACCUUUAUUCAAGUGAUAAGCGUUCAUUGAUGCCUACUCCGUCCUAUGUUUAAGGACAAAUGAUGCUCCUUGAAAUAAUGUUUUUAUAAUUCCCAUUCCUUUUCAUAGAGUGCUGCAGAUAUUUUCAAGUAGCACUUUUUCUUCCAAGAAUGUAUAUUUUUGUAGGCCAAACCAGAAGUUAGCAUCACCCUGGUUUCCUCAACAAAAACCCAUUAGGAUUUUUUCAUUGGCUUUUGGAUUAUUGCAGAAAAUAAACUGUGGCCAACAAAAGGUUAUGAUUCUUAUGUUUUGUUCUUUGUAAUAAUCUUCACAAAUGAAUACAACUUUAAUGAAUUUUUAAAAUACAAUUGGUGAAAGUAAUAAGCUAAUCGUAGACAAUAAACAAACUACACUACAAUCUCAUGUUGAAGCUGUCACCACCAUUAAGUGUCCAACAACUAUUUAUUUAUUUAUCCCCCCCACACAAGGGGUAAUACUUAUGUAUUUUUGUAAAAUAAAACGUGAAAAUAUCCCGAGCUUGUGUUACCUUACUUCAGGCAUUUAACCAAAAACCCAUUCCAAAAAAAAAAAAAAAGAGACUUUAGGAUGAUUGAAUCGGAAGUGCUAAAAUGCUUACUCGUUUCUGGGUUUUGACCUACAAAAAUGUAUCAUCCCUGCAGCACUAUAUUUAUGCUCAUGUAAACCAGCAUAUAGGGCAAAAAGUAUGACUUUUUGAUCUAUGAUGAUCACCCAUAAAACCAAAAUGAACAAAUUUAUAAUAAUAAUAAAAAAUUGUUAUUGUAUUUUUCAGUAUAAUUAUUCCACAGCCACAUUAUUUUUCUUCAGAUGUUGCAAGGAAACAGAAAAGAUUGGAUAAUGUGCUCAUAGGUAAGCUAAUAAACCUGUUUUCUAAAGAACUGCAAUUAUUAAUACACUCUGAAUACCUUCUUGGUUUACAGAUGUCUAUAAGAAGAAUACAGCACAAAGAUUUGGAAUAGACGAAUGCAUGUGUACUGUGUACUGUUACACUUAGAAGCAGUAACUUGUUCAAGAUAGCCAGGCUGGCUCAACUUACCCUGGGCAAGCAUGUGCCAGUGCCACUCUUUUGAAAGUCAUAUUUCUUAUUUCAGUUCCUCACAUCCCUCCUUGCUGCAUUAGUUUAUUUCAAUACCUUUGUCUCAGUUGUACAAGUUGUAUGUUGUUGGCAGUUUGCAUAUUAUUAGAGUCAGUUAUUUGGCUGCAGCCUACAAAUAUGUCUGCGAUAUGUAAGAAUAUCCUUCUUUUUAAAAAUAAAAAUAAAAAAAAUAUUUAAUAUACAUUCAGUAAUGAGGUUUAGAGUGGGGCCUCUGUUAUGAAUUAUUUUUAGGAAAUGAUUAUAAUCAAUUACCAUAUGGCUUACAGACAAUCAAGGCAUAUAAAAUCUACAUAAAUCUGGACAAAUAGGCAUGUUAAAAUUAACUCCAUUACAAUGUUAUGUUAACUAAGAAUGACAACUUUACUUUCUCAAAAUAACUCAUGAAGGUAUGAGAAUGUUAUCAGUUUUAAAUGGUGGGAGUUUCAUGUCAGUUAUUUGGGAUAUGCACAAAUGCAUACCACUGUCAGUGUCCUGUGACAUUCUGUACUGUGUUCAUAAUCUAAAAUGACUGUCCCUUGGACUGCCAAUCGCAGUCACCUGUUUUGUACAAAACCAUACCAUGUUGAUUUUAAAUUUGAAUGUCAUUUUGUGGGAUAUUUAACCAUAAAAACAUUUAUUAUAAUAAACAAACAAAAGUAACAA
Molecule: messenger RNA, 2222 nt
Organism: Megalobrama amblycephala (Wuchang bream)
Lineage: Eukaryota; Metazoa; Chordata; Actinopteri; Cypriniformes; Xenocyprididae
Product: mapk-regulated corepressor-interacting protein 1-like
Exons: 4
Source: RefSeq, a predicted model, not a curated record